CUUAUUUUUAAAUUUUUAACACAAAAAACAGAAGUUCAAAUUAUGCUUUAUGAAAAUGUAGAUACAAGAAUUCAAGGUGUUAUUAUUGGUCUCGAUGAAUAUAUGAAUUUAGUAUUAGAUAAUGCAUUUGAAUUCUCAUUAAAAAAGAAAACAAAGAAACCAUUGGGUCAAAUUUUAUUAAAGGGUGAUAAUAUUUUAAUGGUUUUUGAAGCUGCAACCAGACCUAUUGUCUAA
Messenger RNA from Dictyostelium purpureum, 234 nucleotides. RefSeq lists its product as uncharacterized. Gene Ontology annotation, biological process: spliceosomal snRNP assembly; mRNA splicing, via spliceosome. The record is from RefSeq and is a predicted model, not a curated record. Gene Ontology annotation, molecular function: RNA binding. NCBI's taxonomy places the organism in Eukaryota, Evosea, Eumycetozoa, Dictyosteliales, Dictyosteliaceae. The annotation marks the transcript as partial. Gene Ontology annotation, cellular component: U1 snRNP; U4 snRNP; precatalytic spliceosome. The transcript is spliced from 2 exons.